This is a messenger RNA of Linum trigynum, 3734 nucleotides long. The record is from the annotation of a GenBank genome assembly. NCBI's taxonomy places the organism in Eukaryota, Viridiplantae, Streptophyta, Magnoliopsida, Malpighiales, Linaceae.
CUAUCAGUAGGAGAUGAGUGUGUCCUUCAGUAUUGUUUUAUAAUUUUUUAUUUAUUCUAAACAUGCAUCGAGGAUCGGGUUGAAGCAAAGAUUGAACUACGAUUUUAGCAGAAAACACUCUAAUAUUAACUUUACCGGUACAACCUUCGAUAUGGUUUUACAACUUUUGGUUUUUUUUUUCAAAACAUAAAUCGAGACUCAGGUUGGAAAUAUGUGUAAAGCCGAAUUUUAACGCCGAUUGAACUAAGAUUUUAGCACAAAAUACUGUAAUGCUAACUUUUCUUGUACGAACUUAUGUUUUGGUUUUAUAAUUUUUGGUUUUUUUACAUAAAUCGAGGCUCGGUUUGGAGCAACGUGUCAAGACUUAUUUAAACACUUUUGAACUACAAUUUUAGCACAAAACACCUUAAUAAUAACUUGUUCGGUAUAAAUUUCGGUAUAUUUUCUUAACAUAAACCCAUGAUUGGAGUAAUGUGUCGUGUCAAGCCUACACCAACGGCCUUUUUCCGACUUCUGUUAUAACAUCAACAAAGGAGCCGCAGAUAUUAAACACUAAAACGUGUCCAACCGUUGAUGAGGCCGGCUCUCAUCAUGGGUUACCUAAGAGAAAAACAAUAAUCAGCUACAGUCCAAUAAAAAAAUGGCAGAGAGCAAAACAAAACUUACCUACCUGUCACAUUAGUAUAUCCCUUAUGCAACAGUAGACACUUUCUAACUUUAAUCAUAUUCAUGUAUAUGAUGGGUUCCAUGCAACUUCGUGAUCGCCUUUGCCUCCUGCAUGAAAAGCCGGACCUGGGAUUAAUUGGAUAUUCCUGGCAUGUGCCGCUUUAUAUUAUCGUCGGCAAGAAUCUUACAAUUUCAGUCAAUCGCCGACGGACGGCUAAUUAACCUCGUAGAUCAUUCACUUUUUAUUAUUAUUAAUUUAUAUCUUACUGUACAAUAUGACAAAUCAAUGCCACCUACAAUUAGUUCCUCAAGCCUGGGCGGCUGGGCCAAUAAGCAGGCAUACAAGGCUCUAUUUCAUCAGCCUUUCACGGGCAUAAUUCACAAACAUCACGUAAAAAAUCCAAAACUACCACUAUAAAAAAAAAUUACAAAAACACCACACAUUCCCAACAAUUUCCAAAAAUACUACCCUUCUACACAAAACGCACAUCGAAGGCGCGGUUACAAACCAAAACGCGCGUCCAAGGCGCGGUUAAGGGUCAAACCGCCUGUGGAACGCGCGGUUUGACUCUUCCUGGCUGUCAAACCGCGUGGCCACGUGGCGGUGCAUCAGACCGCGCGAUGGGGGAGCGAUCUGACAGCCAAACCGCGCGCCAGCUCAGCGAUCCGCGUCGCUCAGUCAAACUGCUCCCCCGAAGCGCGGUUUGACUGUUGGGGAAAGAUAAACGUGCGCUUGAGGUGCGGUUUUAGGCGGGGUAAAAGAACGAAACCGCCCCUCCCUUACGCUGUUUCGUCCCUAUAUAAACCCCCUUUCCCCCUCCCAUUUUCUGCACACCAAACCCAUUCCCCCUCUCUCCCUCUAACUCCUCACUCUACCCACCCCCCUCCCCACCCAAAAACUUAGAAUUAGUUUUUUUUUUGUUUGCGGCUAAGUCCGAUCUGCAUUCAAAAAACUUUUUCUUUGGUUUUCACUAAAAAACUGUCGAAUCUCUGUCCAGAUUCGGAAAAAAUGGCCGAUUUCAUCCAAGAAGAGGGCAUUUUCUAUGAUGAUUAUCAAACGGUAGGUACUCAUUUUACCCAAUUGUUGUUGGUGUUAUAAUGAUUUGUUUAAUUUAUAUACUAAUUGAUUUAUGUUAUUGUUAUGCUAUCGUAGGUUAGGCCGGAUGUUGAUAUUUACAAUCAACGAUAUUAUGUUGAUCAAGGACCGAUUGAUCCGACUGUUUUAUACGAUCAAGCUAAUCAUCGUUCAAAAGACGUUGGAACAACCACAAGGUACAUUUUAUUUAUCAUCACUUGUAAUUUGUAUUUUGUUAAAGUAAUUUAUUUUUUUGUACAAUAAUUUACUUAAUUGAUAAUCAUAUUGAUUAUUUUCAAUAAUUUAAAUCAAUACAAUACAACACUUAUUUAGACUCUUUAUAAAGAAAUGCAUUUCUAAGAAAAUGAGGACUUAAGCGAUCAUCAUGAUCCCCCCCAUGACAUGGGAAAAUCGGGUUCUAAGUGAUCCUCGGAUCCCACAUUUUUCAAUCGAAAAGACUGUGUUUCUAAGGAGAUGUAUACCUCUCCUAAGAGUCUUACGAGUGUACUUGUAUUGCUUUAAAUUAUUGAAAAUAAUCAAUACGAUUAACAAAAUAAUAUAUUUGAUUUUAUGUGUAUGUGUACAAAAAAUAAUUAUACUUAAAUUUUGAAAAUUAUUUUAGUUAUGUUAAAAUUAAUGUUUAUUAGAUAAUGUAUAUUUCUCUAAAAUAACCUUGAUUUAAUUAAUAUUGCAUCUUAGAAAAUUAUUUUAGUUAUGCUAAAAUUAAUGUUUAUUAGAUAAUGUAUAUUUCUCUAAAACAACAUUGAUUUAAUUAAUAUUGCAUCUUAUAAUAUUAUUUAGUUAUGUUAAAAUUAAUGUUUAUUAGAUAAUGUAUAUUUCUAUAAAAAAACCUUCAUUUAAUUAAUAUUACAUCUUAUAAUAUAUUUACAUAUGUAUAAAUCAUCAACUUAUAGUGAAACUUAAAUUCUUCUCUAGGAUGCAUACCAUAUAGUCCGCUAAAGGGGCAUGGCGAAUGUGCUUGAAUGGAACGACGUCAUCUUGCCUUUUCUAAAAAGGGCAAGAUUGGAUUCGAUUAGGCAUUUUAAUGGAAUCAAGAUCGACCGCCAACUCAUCACAACAUUAGUAGAGAGAUGGCGAAAGGAGACACACUGCUUCAAUUUAUUUUCGUGAAGGCGAGUGCACCAUCACACUUAAAGACAUCGCCAUCCUAACCGAUUUGCCCAUUAAUGGUGAUGUUGUUUGUGUGGACUCUACGCCACCACCUAAAGUCGUUGCCAAUAUGAGUGGUUGGCAGCAUUUUAUAUGGACGGUCACCGGAUUGUGUCCGCCAUAAAAGGGAGAUCACGAUGCGAAUGGUCAUCCACCAUUGUCCAAGGGCCAAGUAUCCAUCACGUGGUUGACAGCGGAGAUCAGGCGUAAGCACAACCCUGAGUUCGGAGGCAUUCCCACACGGAGCAAAGUUCGGAGGCGAUAAAGACAUUUAUGCACGUAUCUACAUCCUCGGCAUGGUCGGAGGAAUUUUAUUUCCCAAGAAAUCCAACAACCUAAUCAGCAAUUCAUGGUUGAAGAUCAUACUUGGGAGUUGGAAUGAUAUGGGAAACCUUAGCUGGGCAUCUGCUUGCCUAGCUCAUCUCUACCGAUCCCUCUGUAAUGCUAGUGCGAGAGCAGUGAAGGAGAUUGAUGGGGCCAUGUUCAUCGUCCAAUUUUGGGCUUGGGAGCAUUUGCCAUGGAUUGCGCCGAAGGUAGACCCCGACAAGGAAUGGGGUCCCGACCAUCCCCUACGACAUGAAGCUUAUGGUUGUAGGUAAAUGUUUUCUAUCCCACUCAUAGUUCUCACCUUUUUUUACUAAUUGGGUAUUUUAUAACGAAUUGGCUAUUAUGUAUUAACACUCCAUACUUUUUGGAUUGAAUAGGUGGCUUGGUGAAAAAACAUGCGACAACCUAGGAGCUCAUAAGUUGGAGGAGUAUCGUAGGAGACUUGAUCGUCUUUGGGAAGCAGAGGUGAGCAUCAUAAUACACUAUUAAUUCCUAC